CUGGGAGCCAGUCGCCUGCAGAUAGUGGUGCGGGAAGGAGUGUUGCGCGUGGCUCACUCCGUUUUCUUUGCCUGUCACUGUUUUGCCCCGGGCCGUGAGUUGCCCCUGUGACCUGACACGGGAAGCAGGCCAGGGCAGGAUGUGUGACGCACGAACAAAGUGGCGCCAUGGCCUGCACCUGUGAUGCCGUAACUAUUUCGUGGCGCGGAUUGGUGAGGAGUUUGUUGUAAGUUGGCAACGCACUCCAGUGACUGACGGACUGACCGCACGUGACGCCCGCCUGAUGUAAAGGCCCAUCACUCACCUUUCCGAACAGCAGCCGUGUUUAGAUGACCGGGCCUGCAUAACACAAGCGAACCACGUGACUGCUGCAAGGAAGGAAGGAAGGAAGGAAGGCCCGGGGAGAUGGAGGAGUCGUGGGCCUGCUUACCUGCUUACCUGCUGCUGCUGCUUGUGAUAGUGGCCAGCGCUCCUACCUUCCCCGAUCCAGAGGAGUACGAGGAUUACGAAGGAGUGUACCUGGAGGAUGACAACGCCACAGGGUGCAUAAAUGGCCUGGCGGAGGAGGAUUUGUCGUGCCUCUGUCAUCCGUGCUGGGGUGGCGUCCGCUGCCAGUCGUACGAGGACAACUACGCCCCUCGGUUUCUUGUCCACGCUGCUACUGCUGUUGUGCCCGAGAAUAUUACAGGCUCUGUGUACCGGGCCUGGGCUACUGACGGGGACCUGGGGCUGACGUGUCCACUGGGGGGCGAGCAGGUAACCCGGUGUCCCUGCGCGGCCGUCACCUACCAGCUGUUUGCGGCGCCCGGGGACCACCGUUUCGCCCUGCACCACACGACGGGCGUGCUGUCUAGGAACCUCAGCGGCGCCGCCCUUAUGCCCGGCCAGUCCUACACCUACAAACUCAUGGUGCAGAGCCUGCCCAAGCGAGGGAGGAUCCAGGACUUGCAGUACGACAUCCUGGACCUGAGGAUUUACGUCAGCCCGGACUACGUCACCAUCACGCCGUGGACAUGACCCACGCCCGGGGGCCCCCGUCACCCGGCCCUCGCCCUCCACGGACUCCUCUGAGUCGCACGCCGCACCAACGCAGACCUGACGCCGCCUCUACAUUCUCUGCGUCACCCUGGACUGCGUCAGCGUUAAGGGCUCCUGCAGGGUGAUUUCUUGGUCCUGAUCUGCUCUUGGGACCUGCAGGGCCGCGAAGUCCUCCUCAUGGCGCUCUAGAACCUUUUGUUUGUCUUUACUCAGCACCGUCAAAGCUCAUUCAUUCUCCAUGUCCUUGUGUUCCAACAAAGUCGUUAGUCCCAAGAGCCUCUUCAUCUCACCUCACGGCACCCAAGGGCGUCACCAUCCUCUCCUCCCCUUCAAGUGCUGCAGGCGUUUCCCGACGUCCCUGGGGGGACCGCGGCGGCUUCCUGAGGGCGGGGAGGCGGUGAGGGAGGCGGCGUCUGUCAAGGAAUGAGGGGACGAAGAGCAAUUCAAUCAACCAGGAUUAAGAUUCCCUUUCUUGCUCCUCUCAUAAUUGACGUCUACUCCUUUCCUAUUCCAUCCUCCUCUUCCUUCUUCCUUCCCUGCCUUCCCUUCGUCCCCACCUCCUCGGCUCCACCUCCUGGCCUCCGCCGGUGUUAACAAAGACAACCGUGGCGGCGUGUUUUCCAGGAAGACACAAUGACCGGCGGCGCCACUGAGGUUCCUUGUCCACGUGAUUGUGAGAGUCGCGCCAUCAGGGCAUUGCGUGUCCAUGUGGCCUCGCUACGUGACCUGAGUUCGUGUCGUGAUACAUUCAGUCUAUCCUCCCUCCUUUCCUCCCUACUUUGAGCUCUGGUUCCUCCUCCUCCUUACCCUUUCGCCUUUUUCGUCCGUCUCGCCCCAGUUCAUCUUGUCUUUCCCCUCCUCUCUCCUUCCUCCCUUUUUCUACCCUGGUUCGUCGUACUGUGUGUCUUCUUCCUCCUCCUCCUCCUCCUCCUCCUCCUCCUCCUCCUCCUCCUCCUCCUCCUCCUCCUCCUCCUCCUCCUCCUCCUCCUCCUUUCUUUUCGUUCCGUCUCGCCCCAGUUCAUCUUGUCUCUCCUUCCCUCCACAUUCCUUCCACCCUUGUCCGUCUUGCUCAGUCUCUUCCUCCUUUUCCUUCUUCUUUCCCUCCUUUUCCUCUCCUCCUCACCUCACUUCAUCUUGUCUCCUCUUUCCUCUUCAAACUGCUUUCCCCAUUGCUUCCCUUUAUCCUUUUCCUCUUCACCUUUGGUUCUUGCUCUGUGUAGUUCUCCUCUUCCUCUUCCACCUCCUCCUCCUCCUCCUCUUUCUCCAGCCUUUCAUAGCCCUCAAUCCCCCCUAUCCCUUCCUUCCUCCUCUCCCUCCCUUCGCCCUCUCCCUCCCUUCCCGAACACCCAUGUGCAUAAAGUUUCUCUGUCUGAGGUCAAUGUUGCGUGUUGAGGUCUGCGUCAGUAUCGAGCCUUCGUGAUAAGUCUGGCGUGCGUGGAGCUGGUCUGGUCUGCCCUGGUCUGGUGUGGUAGCGGCCUGGCCUGGCGCGUCGCUACUCCGCCUCUUGGAAAAUGACUUGGCGUUGGGUGUGCGGCGCGAAUCUGGGCUUAGCGAUAGGGAGGGAGGCGAAUUGCUGGGAACUUGUGUCUGGAGUGCUGGUGGUUCUGGCGGGCGUGAGGACGGCCCAUCCCGCGCUGCCAACUUGCCCUUGAGUGAUAGGAGGUCGUUUAUCUAGCAAGUUCCGCGCAGACUGGCCUGGCUGUGUUGCGAAGUUGAGAUGACACGAGACUCUUUGAUCCUCGAUUCCGGAUGGAGACGCAGAAAUGGAGGGACGGGAGAAGGGACGGUGGGAUGGGGAGAGAUGGGUGAGAGAGAUAAAGGGGAUGGGAGAGAGAGAGAGAGAGAGAGAGAGAGAGAGAGAGAGAGAGAGAGAGAGAGAGAGAGAGAGAGAGAGAGAAAUAUAGAUGCUGACAUAGAAAGACAGAAAAAAAAAACAUACAGACCCAGAAACCAAAAUGAACUCAGACAGACAGACACAGAAUCCAAGAAAGCAGGUACAAAAACAAGCAAAAAGGAAACGGAAACCAGCACGACACACACAAACAAACAAACAAAAAAAAAGGCCCAGAAAUAACCAUGUCGACAAAUAAACAGACAAGGAAAUAAACAAGAGGAGAGGAAGUAGGUUAGACGUGAUUGGCUGAGAGAAAGAGAAGAGAGAGAGAGUGAGUGAGUGAGUGAGUGAGUGAGUGAGUGAGUGAGUGGCGUGAGCAAACGUCCUCUUGUCUUUUAUUGGGAAGCUCCUCUUACUUACCCCAAGCUAUUUGUUAUUCAUGCCUCCUCCUUCCUCGCUGUUUAUGGGAUGCGUGGGGUAACGUUUUGGAGGCGAUUCAUUCCCAUCUUUUAGGCUCCUCGCCCCGCCCGAUCCCGCUCCCAGCCUGCCUCACAUCCCGCCUGCACCUCAACACAGUGUACAAAUUGAGUUGCCGCGUGUACGAUGCGCGCAACCCGUGGCGGUGCAAGGAAAUGGCCGGUCCGUGAGGCAUCUUGGGAACGAGCAGCGGUGACGGGACGCGCCUUGUUUGAGAAUGGUGUUAAUUAGUGAGUGUCGUGCGUGUCGUGAGUGGUCCUGGGCUGGGUUGUGUAGACUGGAGUCCUCAGGGGAAGUGUUAUUGCGCGUGGACGUGUGUCGUGCGCCAAAUGUCUUGUUUACCAGGGAAGCAUGAUGAGAGAGCGUGAUACGAAUCUCUUUUUAUGGCGUUGUUUUUGAAAAGUUUUGCUCGGGUGUAAUUUGCAGGAAAGUAAACAUGCACGUGUUUGCGUGUGUGUGUACUGAAGACUUGUGUGAGGCUUUGCGUGCGCGACAGACGCCUCAUAAAUGUGAAACUACUUUGACGUUUGUGUCGGCAAGAGACCACCAGCCAGACAGCCAGCCAGUAAGCCAGCCAGCUAGCCAGCCAGCUUUCAGCCAGCCAGUCAGCCAGCUAGUCAGCCAGCCAGCCUUUAGCCAGCCAGACAAAACAAACAGACAGACCUCAGUACCUAAACAAACAUAUCAUUAGUCUUGCCAUGUCGUGGGCGGCGAGGCAAAGGGGUCCGGGUGCCUCACGCCAGCCAGGACCCGCCGCUGAGACACUCACGUCUCGGCGCCUCGGGGUCCGCGUGGAGUCACGGCUGGACUGGUUAUUUAUCUCACCCCGGCACACCCACACGUGUUUCUCUGUGUACGUUAUCUUGUGGUGGACGCAUCGACUUUUCUUCGGUACUAGGACGUAGGAAAUGAAGGUUAGUGUUGAUAUUUUUAGUACAUAUCACUGACCUCUCCGUGGGGGUCUUGUGGGGCCUCCGAGGACCUGGUGAGGUAAGGACGUGUAGAGUAUUACUGGUCACACUUUUGUCACCCUUGCCUUGCCGUAGUGCGCAGGGCGAGGGCGGUGUUGUAGCGACAGCCAGUGUUGUACCCGGUGUUGUAGAGAAAUAAACUUGAUAGUUCAAA
This is a messenger RNA of Scylla paramamosain (green mud crab), 4474 nucleotides long. RefSeq lists its product as uncharacterized. The record is from RefSeq and is a predicted model, not a curated record. The coding region runs from base 406 to 1017 and encodes 203 amino acids. Lineage: Eukaryota; Metazoa; Arthropoda; Malacostraca; Decapoda; Portunidae. The transcript is spliced from 7 exons.